UUCGGUUUGGUGUAUGACUGUGACGGAACUCUCUCUUUCUCUUCUUUUCUUUGGGGGCAUUCGUAUGCCUUCACGCGCUUCCAAUCUAUUAAUUGACUAAUAAAGAAAUAUAUUUGGAUUUGUUUACUAAAUUCUAACAGCAAGCACGCAAUCUUUUUCUUCUUCUUUCUUCCUUUCAAAGACCCCCGAAUCUGAAGUUUGUUGCUUUCACGAUCUCUGUUCUUUAAACUAAAGUGAAGAAGACUUACUGUUCAGAAGAUCAUCUCCAAAUUGUUUUUUUCUCUCUGGGUUUCCAUUUUUCUACUACUUUUCCUGGGUGUUGCAGAAUAAACAAGAAAAGGGUUUUGUUGUUCUUCAAAUUCUAGUGCCUGGAAGUUGGAACUGCUGCUGAAAGGCAUGAUUGCAUGUUUUAGGCUGAAUUAUGUGCCUUGAAAUGGAUUUGACAUCUUGAUUUAAUAUUUACUAAAUAUUGUUAUUAAUGGCCGCUGAGGGGACUGAAACUCCACCAACCUCUGACAAAGUUACUCCCAAAGAUCGAAGGAGAAACUCAACAGGAAAAACAACCACUUCUGGAAGUGAGGAAAAGAAAAUUCCUCAUUAUCUCAGUGCUACCUGCAAUACCUCCAAUUCCUGUCACGAUUUCUGUAAAUAUGGAAGGAAACAUGAUUUUGAGGAGGAAAAACGCCCCAGACUGAAAGAACUAAGAGCAAAAAUGAUUCAAGACAAAAAGGCGGGUAAAACUGUAAAUCCUGUGGAGAUAAGAUAUACACCAAUCAACUCUAAGGCUUCACCUCAUCAACCAGUUCAGGUAUAUGAAGCACCCAAAAUCAUCAAGGAGGCAGCAUCUUCUAAGAGAGAAAAUGUUUCUGAGCAGAAUGCUUCUCCUGAUCAACUAGUUGGGGUAUCUGAAACACCCAAAAUCAUGAAGAAGGAGACAGCAUCCUGCAAGAGAACAAAUGUUUCUAAGCCGAAGUCUUCUCCUGAUCAACUAGUUCAGGUACCUGAAAUACCCAGAACUAUGAAGAAGGAGCCAACAUCCUUUAAGAGAACAAAUGGUUCUGAGCCGAAGGCUUCUCCUGAUCAACUAGUUCGGGUACUGGAAACACCCAGAGCUAUGAAGAAGGAGACAACAUCCUUUAAGAGAACAAAUGGUUCUGAGCCGAAGGCUUCUCCUGAUCAACUAGUUCGGGUACUUGAAACACCCAAAAUUAUCAAGAAGAAGGCAACUUCCUUUAAGAGAACAGACAUUUCUGCAAAGCCUUCAACAGAAAAGUCAUCUCCCUCUCCUUUGAGUACUUCAGGUGGCAUGACGGGUAGAAGGAACAGCGAAAGCAAGGUACUAAAAAUGGAUGGGGUCUCCAAAAUAGGUCAGAAGAAAACUGUGGUGUUACCAAAAGCUUCAUUAUCUCCAAGACUUUCUAUUAACAGAGUGGCAAGCUUAAUAACUAAGUCUAAGGUCCUGAAGACCGGAGCUUCUCCUUCGAAGAAUCCAAAGGUUAAGAAGGAUGGAUCUAAUGAAGAAGUACGAGAAAAAACCUUGUAUAUUAUCAGCCCACAACCCAAGGAAGGAAACUUGGAAGCCGGUUAUAAUCUGACACGUUUGCCUGAGAGAGAUGUGGAAAAAGAUGGUCAAGAAGGAGAAGAAUAUGAAGAGUCUGAAUAUACAACUGAUGAUGAAAUUGAGGCUCUGUCAGAGACUGGUGAAGAUGUAAAUGGGAACCCAGUAGACAAAGAAAAAUACAAGAGGGGGCCAAGAAAGACCGUUCGCGUUGAAGAUGAAGAAGUAGCUCGAAAGUUAAACUUUAGGAGGGGAAAAGUGGUCAACCCUCAGGCAGAAAAUAAUGGUGCUAGGAGACUCAAAUUCAAUAGAGGAAAAGGGUUAGACAGCAAUCAAAAUGGUGCUACUGACAAUAGGAGAAGAUAUAGGAAGACCGAAGUGAAUAAUGAUGAUACAAACAAUGGUAAACCCAAAUCUGAAAAUGUUGUUCUAAGGCAUCAAGAUGCACAGGAAAAGAAAGACGCCCAGGGCUUGUAUAAUAAUGUCAUUGAAGAAACUGCAAGCAUGCUUGUCGAGAAAAGAAAAAGCAAGGUGAAAGCAUUGGUGGGUGCUUUCGAAACUGUUAUUUCCCUACAAGAGAGCAAACCUUCUACCCACCAGAACUGAUUGAAAACUCGCUGAAGAGAAAGAAAUCUCCCUCACAUUUUUAUACAACAAGCCUUAAGUUUUUUUUUGUUUUUGAGGUGAUGCUGGAGUUGAACUAUCUUUCUGGAAGGUGUGUAAAUAAACAAAAUUCUCAGUUGCAAUGUGGGAAGCGUGUUCCUGUAUACUCCAAUGUGUGCUUUUGUUUGUAGGAAGAGGUAUGCGUUCAUUUUUUUUUACUGCUUCUUGACUGAGACACUAAUGCUAAUGUGAUCCUUGUUAUUAUACAUUGCGAGUCUGUGACUGGUGUAAUAACUCUGUAACUUGAUUUAGUAAAAAUGACUCCUAGUUUUAUCGGGUCAGUGUAACUUUGUUUUUAUUA
Papaver somniferum (opium poppy) is the source of this 2522-nucleotide messenger RNA. RefSeq lists its product as uncharacterized. Bases 479 to 2164 code for a protein of 561 amino acids. The transcript is spliced from 3 exons. The record is from RefSeq and is a predicted model, not a curated record. Lineage: Eukaryota; Viridiplantae; Streptophyta; Magnoliopsida; Ranunculales; Papaveraceae. Gene Ontology annotation, molecular function: calmodulin binding.